AUGGAGCGGCUGCUGUGGGCGUCGACGCAAGCGCUCGGCUGCGGCGGCAAGCGUGGGAAGGGCGACGAUGUCGCCGCCGCCGGGCUGCUGGUGGACCCCAUGGGCACGGUGGGGCAGCUGGGCGAGUGGCUCUGCCGGGCCGCGCUGCAGCCGCCGCCGGCGCCGCGGGUGUGCGGGGCGCCCGGGGGCCCGCCCGUGACGGCGCGCCGGGUGCGCCUGCGCGACGGCCGCCACCUGGCCUACGAGGAGUCCGGCGUGCCCAGGGAGGCCGCGCGCUACAGGAUCGUCUUCUCGCACGGCUUCUCCGGGUCGCGCCUCGACAGCCUCCGCGCCUCACAGGAAGUGGCGGAGGAGCUGGGCGUGUACAUGGUGGCCUUCGACCGCGCGGGGUACGGCGAGAGCGACCCGAACCCUCACCGCUCCGUGCGGAGCGCGGCGCUGGACAUGGAGGAGCUAGCCGACGCGCUAGGCCUGGGCGACAGGUUCUACGCCGUGGGUGUCUCCCUGGGCUGCCACGCCGUGUGGGGCGCGCUGCGGCACAUCCCGCACCGGCUCGCGGGCGCCGCCAUGCUGGCGCCCGUGGUCAACUACUGGUGGCCGGGGCUCCCCGCGGAGGCCGCGGCGGCGGCGUACGCGCGGCAGGCGAGGGGCGACCAGUGGGCGCUGCGCGUGUCGCACCACGCGCCGGGGCUGCUCCACUGGUGGAUGGCGCAGCAGGGGUGGCUGCCCACCUCCACCGUCGUCGACAACACCACGCGCCUCCCCAACAAGCGCGACGCCGAGGUCCGCGCCGCGCUCGCCGCCGACGGCACGCUCCGGAGGAAGCGGGAGGCGGCCACGCAGCAGGGCAUCCACGAGUCCUACUACCGGGACAUGACGGUGAUGUUCGGCAAGUGGGAGUUCGACCCCAUGGCGCUGCCAGAGCCGCCGUGCCCCGUGCACCUGUGGCAGGGCGACGAGGACGGCCUCGUGCCGGUCGUCCUGCAGCGCCACGUCGCUGGCAGCCUCGCGUGGGUCAACUACCACGAGCUCCCCGGCACCGGACACUUCCUGUCCGCCGUCCCCGGCCUCGGGGACACCGUUCUCCGGACACUGUUCGGUUCAUCAGCCGCCGCAAAGCCGUGGUAG
Molecule: messenger RNA, 1128 nt
Organism: Miscanthus lutarioriparius
Lineage: Eukaryota; Viridiplantae; Streptophyta; Magnoliopsida; Poales; Poaceae
Source: the annotation of a GenBank genome assembly